This is a messenger RNA of Branchiostoma belcheri (Belcher's lancelet), 4083 nucleotides long. RefSeq lists its product as uncharacterized. Bases 796 to 3588 code for a protein of 930 amino acids. Gene Ontology annotation, biological process: Notch signaling pathway; protein ubiquitination. The transcript is spliced from 8 exons. The record is from RefSeq and is a predicted model, not a curated record. Lineage: Eukaryota; Metazoa; Chordata; Leptocardii; Amphioxiformes; Branchiostomatidae.
UGGUGACAAGUAAACGACAAAGUCCGCUUCCCUGCUGUACAUGUCAGGGCGACAGGUGGAUAUCUGUAGAAAACUUGAACUUCACCUGUGCACUUAAAGAGAAUGCUGACAACGUCCGCGGCCAACAAAUUCACGUGAAGAAAGGAGCAAGCCUACAAGACAGCCUAGCGGUGUGAAUUUCAGGUCAGUAUACACUACUAUAUAGCGCGACAGCUACGCAGUUUGCAUUAUACCCAGUAAGCCACAUUACGGGUCACAAAAAGCCAGAUGUACGAGUGAUUGCCCGACAUAAAAGAGCAAGAAGCUUUCUUAGCUACACCUCAUGUUGUCAUUUAUACAAGUGUCUUCAAUAGUGCUCUAAACUGGUCAUGAGAUUUCUGGAUGCGAAUUUAAGAUACCCCAAAAAACAGUCAAGAAAUGCGUACUAGUCGCCGUGCGGACAGUUUCGCUUCCUGGUCGAUGUUGAUCGGUCAUAAGACGUCACCUGAUCAGACGGCGUUUGAGUCAGGGGAACCCCCGACUCAGGAGGCAUUUCUAUUGGACAUUUUUCCAUCACGUGAUACAGUGCCUGAACGGUAGGGACACGAAAACACUUUCACUCCUGAGGGUCGACUGGCAGUUCGGUUCUGGUCCACUCUGGUUCUUGUCUUACAGAGAGCGCGAGAGGCGGGGACAAGAACAGUUUCAUUUCACGAACACAUGAAAAGCAUGCGCAGUCUGUAGAUUUAUCGCCCAGAACGUGCGAAACUAGUGUAUAUAAACUAAAGGGCAUUGUUUCGCGGUGCUUGUGACAACAUGGACGACGUCACGGGGGAGGUCACUGACCGCCCAAUGGACGACAGGGGCAACAGAAACCCGGCCAGGAGUGGAGACGCCCCUGGUGCUGAAGGGCCUUUCGUGCAUACUGACAGACGGUCAAUCCUAGUCUCCCACAUCCCAGAGGGAAUCAACCGGGACAAACUGGAGAUCCACUUCAUGCGGAAGACUAACGGUGGAGGCGACAUCGAGAACGUCACCCUGAUGGAGUCUUCCACGGCCAAAAUCACAUAUUCGGAGGAGUCUUUCGUCCAGGGUGUGCUUGAGAGAGAGCAAUACGUUUUGGGCAAAAAGGUUGAAGUGCAGAAGUGGCGGCCCAAGCCUGAUGAUACCGUCAAACGCUCAGGUGACCCAGAACAACAGAAGGACUCCCAUGAACUCGUGCAGGUUUUCGGCAGCGUCCGUGCAUUUGUUAGGCCGGAGAAAUCUCGCUACAUCACCAAGUCGUGGAAAAAUACAGUAAAAAGGGGAAUAGACGGCAUAGUAUUUAAGAAAGGCGAAGAGGGAAGAAACGAAGUAGUGGAGGUAGUCGGCAACUGGAGCGAGGUAACAAGAGUCCGCAGCCUAUUGCAGAUAGAGGUUUGGAGUGCUCAAGGCAUAAUCCCUGGAACCGAUGCCCAUGGUGGGUCUGGCUCGAAAGAUGUGGACACCUCAAGCGCAGGGACAGGACAAGGUAGGGGGCGCGGUACCCCCGACACACCGGUACCAGCGAUCACCGCAACCCAACAACCAGGAAGCGGGCUGGCAACUGCAGUACGUCCGAAAAAGCGCCCCCACGUUACGCAUCAACACGGGAGGGAGCAACCAGGCCCGCCAGACGAAGCCGAUGGUCCGGACACACACCAUCCAGGAACAACCCAGCCUCAAAGACACUCAGACAGGAAACGUAGAACACCGGGCCAGCCUACACAAAUUCAUGACGGCCCGGAUGGUGGUCUAGGCGCAUCCACAACAAGCCACGGUUACAAGACAGUGAAUCGCAAAACACAGACAAGCCAUGACGACAUCGAUCCAUCCAAGAUCGUCAUAGUUCCGGAUAUCAAGUCUUACCUGUGCCAAGUUAACGGCUCGGAAGUGUUAAAGAUCAUGCUGAAGAACAAAGCAGUGAUCGUCAUGAACGAUGUCGACGGACAAACAGAAGUGGAGUUCUUUGGAAGCCAUGCAGCCGACAGCGAUCCAGAGAAUGCUAAAGAAGAGUUCACCACCCUCUACCAGAAAAUUCACCACAGUAUUGUGUGCAAGCCGUUUGAGCUACAGUCCAGGCACAUCCCACCAGAUCAAGUCUCCACGGCAGUCGCGAAGAUCAAGGAAGACUUCCCCCGAGUGAUGCUGAAGCCUUGUCCGGAGAAAGACGUGAUGUUUUACGGGACAGAGAAGGAGGUCCAGGAGGCGAAGACGGCGAUGUGUGAACAUCUCGGCAUAUCAACCGCACGAGGUCGAAGGAGGAGGGGUGCGACUGGGACAACAGGACAGCCCGACAAGUUUGGCCAGACUGGGACUGGGAGCUCGUCAACUACAGAAUGGUUUAACCACACCACAAGGGAGGGGAUACAGAUUGUAGUCGCCCAAGGAGACAUCACAAAACAGCGGGUAGAUGUCAUCGCGAACGCCGCAAACGAGUCCCUCAGUCACGGGAGCGGUGUAGCCGGAGCGAUCUCCAAGGCAGGCGGCCCGUCUAUCCAGAAGGAGAGCAAUGCCUAUGUCAAAAAACACGGGCCUCUAUGGGUGACAGGGACGGCAGUGACUGGGGGAGGACAGCUACCCUGUAAACACAUCAUUCAUGCCGUGGGGCCGAGAUGGACCCCGGGCUACGAGGGAGCAAAUGAACGUGAACUACGGCAGACAUGCUGCAACGUCCUCACCAAAGCUUCGGUAACGCUUCAGGCAGAAUCGGUGGCUAUUCCGGCCAUAAGUUCAGGAAUCUUUGGCAUGCCAAAGGACAGGUGUGCAGAAUCCCUACUCUCCGGCCUACAACAGUUCCUCCAGAGGGCGUCUCAUUCCUGCACGCUAAGAAAAAUCCUCUUCAUCGACAUGGACCAGGCAACAGUUAAGGUACUUGCUGACACCUUUGGCAAGGAGCUCUCACCAACCACGACAGACGCAGCAGCGCCGCCUGGAGAUGUCAUCCAACCCCCGUCCGACCAAUAUUCAUCGGCUCGGACAACGUCACGUAAGUCCCUCACAGCUCCGGGAGACACAGGGAAAGGUAUGACAUCAGAUGGAGCUGAUUGUUCCAUAUGCAUGUCAGGCAUUACUGAUCCCAAGUCUCUCCCAUGUAAACACACGUUCUGUAGAGAGUGCAUAGAUACAGCUCUGUCCUACAAGUCCCAGUGCCCCAUCUGCAACGCCAUUGUCGGCGAGCUGAUAGGAAACCAGCCUCCAGGACGCAUGGAGUGGUGCACAAGCCAUGGAACACGGCUUCCUGGGUACGAGAACUUCAGCGCCAUCGUGAUCAGCUACGACUUCCCGGAUGGAAUACAAGGGCCUGAGCACACAAGCCCCGGUCGUCCCUUCAGCGGUACCUCCAGACGUGCCUAUCUACCCAACAACGACGAGGGAAGGGAGCUGGUCCAGCUCCUGAAGAAGGCCUUUGACAAACGCCUGGUCUUCACCAUUGGAACCUCCGUCACAACCGGCGCUACAGACACGGUGGUCUGGAACGACAUUCACCACAAAACCAACCCCUACGCAGGAGCCUCUGAUUACGGCUAUCCGGACCCAGGCUACCUGAACAGACUGAGGCAGGAACUCGCAGCUAAAGGCAUCAAGUAAGACCAGAGACACGGUAGACGCGCUAGACCCCAGCUGAGGAGUGUUGCUCAGUAGUAUAAGAUCAAAGAACAAGAUAAAGAACACGAGCGCUCGACAAAUUACUGUAAGGAUAGUUUCUUUCAUCAUAGACCCCAUAUCCAACCAGAAAUGUACAACAAAAUAUAAGCAUAUGUUAUUUGUUUCUACUAUUCUAGCCUAAUAAAUAAAUGACUAAUGAAUGUUAAUUUCUGCAUAAUAAGUACAUUCUAAGUUGGUAAUUAUUUCCAAUACAGUGUGCAGUAAUCUUCUGUUGUUGUAUUGAUGAACUCGUACAGAAUAUAGAUUCUUAACAAUCCAAGUUUAAAAACUAUAUCGUUAGCAUUUUGAGUAUUUGAUUUACGAACAGGCACAACGAAUUUCAAAUAACAAUUGUGAAACUUGAAAAUUAACUUUGAAGUAUGAAAAAUAGAAUUGUAAUUAUAGCAUUGCAGAUGAAUAAACGGAAGCCAAGAAUCA